Molecule: messenger RNA, 1590 nt
Organism: Chrysochloris asiatica (Cape golden mole)
Lineage: Eukaryota; Metazoa; Chordata; Mammalia; Afrosoricida; Chrysochloridae
Product: zinc finger protein 709-like
Exons: 4
Coding region: 1-1590 (529 amino acids)
Biological process (GO): central nervous system development; regulation of transcription by RNA polymerase II
Cellular component (GO): nucleus
Molecular function (GO): RNA polymerase II cis-regulatory region sequence-specific DNA binding; DNA-binding transcription factor activity, RNA polymerase II-specific
Source: RefSeq, a predicted model, not a curated record
AUGGGAAAGCCCUCCUGGAUCACUUGUCACGUCCCCACCCUGGCAGGUCUCCCACUGGAUGCGAAUCCUGUGAUCACACUCACUGGGGAGAAGCGUUAUGAAUGCGAUGAAUGUGGGAAAAGUUUCUAUAAUAUCUCGUCCUUUGGGACGCACAUGAGAGGUCACAAACGUGAAUAUAAGCGAUGCUGCCAAGCCUUUGGCCAUUCAGCCUUCACUUUGCAUAAGAAUUUUCAUAAGCGAGAUAAGCCCUAUGAAUGUAAGGAAUGUGGGAAAGUCUUUCGCUACUUCUCAGUCCUCACUACACAUCAAAGAACCCACAGUUCGGAGAAACCUUAUGAAUGUAAGGAGUGUGGGAAAGCCUUUAGUUUUUCUUCCUCCCUCACCACACAUAUACGAACUCACAGUGGGGAGAGGCCUUACGAGUGUAAUAUUUGUGGGAAGUCUUUUAUUCAGGCUGCACACCUCACUACACAUAAGCGGACUCACAGCGGAGAGAGGCCGUACGAGUGUAAGGUAUGUGGGAAAACCUUCACACAGCCCUCAAACCUCACUACACACAUGCGGACUCACAGCGGAGAGAGGCCGUACGAGUGUAAGGAAUGUGGGAAGUUCUUCAGUUAUUCCUCUUCCUUCACUACGCAUAAAAGAACUCACAGUGGAGGUAAACCUUAUGAAUGUAAGGAGUGUGGGAAAGCUUUUAACCAGGCCGCACACCUGACUUCACAUAUAAAAACUCACAGUCGAGUGCGGCCUUACGAAUGUAAGGAGUGUGGGAAAGUGUUUAAUUAUUACGUAGCCCUCACGAUGCAUAAAAGAAUUCACAGUGGAGAAAGGCCUUAUGAAUGUAAGCAGUGUGGGAAAAUCUUUAGGUACUACUCUGCCCUAACCACUCAUAAAAGAACCCACAGUGGAGAGAAGCCCUAUGAAUGUAAGGAGUGUGGGAAAGCCUUCAGUCAGGCCUCAGCUCUCACGAAACAUCUACGAACUCACAGUGGGGAGAGGCCUUACGAAUGCAUGGAGUGUGGGAAAGCCUUCAGCCGUCCCUCUUCUCUUACUCAACAUGUAAGAACUCACAGUGGCGUGAGUCCUUACGAAUGUAAGCAGUGUGGGAAAUUCUUCAGUUCUUCCUCAGCCCUCACCAUGCAUAAGAAAACUCACAGUGGAGAAAAACCUUAUGAAUGUAAGCAGUGCGGGACCGCCUUUAGGUGUUUCUCGGGCCUCACCAGACACAUACGGAUUCACAGUGGGGAGAGGCCUUAUGAAUGCAAAGAGUUCUACUGCAGCACGGAAUGUCCCGAAACCGGAAGCGGAAGUGCGCGUUCUCGUUUGGCCUCCGUGUUGAGCCGCCCUCCUGCUCAGGUGGUACGGACGUUUAGCCAGGGUUGUCCGUGGGUCUGGUUCCCACUUAAGGUGCCCCGCAGGCUCGUGUCCCGGGUCCGAGGGCACUGCUCCCGCUCUCGCGCACUCUCGGUUUGUCCUCCGCCCUCUCGGAGCCUCGAGAUCGCUUCCCGGGGAGUCACCGCCGCCUCUUCUUGCGAGAGCCUGGGCCCCCCGGUCAUUUUUGCCGCUGCUGGGAGGCCGAGCCACUAG